Messenger RNA from Candida albicans SC5314, 519 nucleotides. RefSeq lists its product as uncharacterized. Lineage: Eukaryota; Fungi; Ascomycota; Pichiomycetes; Serinales; Debaryomycetaceae. The record is from RefSeq and is a predicted model, not a curated record. The coding region runs from base 1 to 519 and encodes 172 amino acids. The transcript has a single exon.
AUGUUCAGGUCAAUCAUUCAGUCAAGACGUCAAUUAGUUCAAUUGCGUAAUUUAUCAAAAUACGCUCGCAAUCCACAGAUAUUUAUUCAUGAAGAUACGCUAACUCCGCAAUUGUACAAGUUUUCUCUAUCGAAAUCACCACUGGCAUUACAUAUGGGAACAUCUUUGUCUUUAAACCCUACAGCAGCAAACUUUAAAGCUAACAACGAAUUUAUUAAAUUAUUGGACUCUACAUUACAUGAUAGUAUUCAUGAUGAUUUCACAUAUAUAAUGGAAGCUAGUACUAAUGCUAGUUCUUUUAUGCCAAUAUAUGAUAUGAGAGAAAUCCCACGUUAUGCUAGAACCCCAUAUAUCGAAGAUGUCUUUGGUUAUGUGCAAGUUGAUGACAAGGGUAGCAUGAUUCCUAAUAGUUACCAAAAAAAUGAAAUGUAUCAAAUAUGUAGUGGGAAGACUGGUUUACCAGUAUUCAGCGAAUUUUUGUUCGAAACUUUACAAGAAAAAUGUGAAAGAUCGUCCUAA